GGAAGCGGUGUGAGCAUCCAGGUUGAACCACACGUAUACGAAUCAGUGACUGAGUCAGACCAACGACAAGGUGUGCUGUGCGAGUGAGAGGGUUAGGAACACUGAAGGAGGGCUCCCCGUUCUCACAGCAUCGCCUCCCUCAGUGCCGAGGGGUGUGAACCCCAGGAGGUGUCAAGCAUGACUGACCCGACUCAGUGUAACAUCUACAUCACACCCGUCGCUCGGGAGACCACCGAGAAGCAACUCAAUGACCUCUUCUCCGCCUGUGGGGAGGUCAUGCGAGUCAAGGUACGCACACACGCAAGCCGAUCAACACAGCCAGCAACAGAGAGAUGAGAGGAAACAAAGCAGGGCACCGACAUACACAUCCGUUCGUGUGCGCUGUGUGUGCUGUGUUUGUUUGUAGAUUCGUGAGAAUGAGCGUGGCCUUUAUGCUUUUGUCAACUUCUCCAAGCCGGACGAGGCGCAGCGGGCGGUGCGGGACAUGCAGAGCUACGAGCUGCAUGGCGCCAAGAUGAAGGUGGAGCUCCAGAAGAGCCGCGCCACCCCGCCAGCAUCGCGCGACCCCUCGUCGGGCGGCCGACGCGGUCCUCCCACCGACCGCCGUGGCGGGCCCAUGUACGGCGACCACAUGAUGAUGGAGGGGGGCGAUGCAUGGGGUGGCGGACCCAAUGGCUACGGAGGCGAGAAGAGGGGGCGGCAGCCAGACGGCGGCAGGGUCGACAGGGGCGACGUGCAGCUGCACUUGAUGAACGUGCCUGCGGACACGACUGAGGACAUGAUCCGUCAGCGGGUCGAGGGCAUCGUGCCGGUCACCAACGUGCGCAAGUUCAUCCGGCCCAAGAAUGAGGGCGAGAAGACCGACCCCACGAGAGACGGCUAUGCCUUCCUGCAUGUGAGGAACGAGAAGGAUGCCGAGGAGCUGAUCCGGGCGGUGGACGGCACCAACGGCUGGAUACUCCGGUACAGCAACCACCACAUCCGCACACUCAUACAGCGGGCGGGCGGAGACCCCAAGACCAGAUCAGGUGAGUGAGCCGGAUAGGGCGGAAAGCAACGCAGCGCAACACGGUGAUGCCAUCAUGCUUUCUUUCUCUCGGUGUGUGCGUCAGGUUUGGUGUUGGUUCGUGAGAUCACUCUGUACGGCGUGCCGGAGGGCCCCCUCUCUCCCGAGCUGCGGCAGGCGAUGCGUCACUUCUUCAGUCAGUUCGGCGACAUCGAGAACAUCGAGGGCACCGGCACGGGCAUUGCAUUCGUCCUCUUCCGCGAGCUCAACGGCGCCACCAAGGCCAUCUUUCGGUCCAAAUCGAGCGAGGAGAAACUGACCAUCGCCCCAGGCCUCACCUGCACCGUCAUGUACUCGGACCCCGUGCAGCGCACACACGCCGUACCGGACCCCGACAUACGCGACAUCCUGGAGGGGGCCGACGACCGCCUGCUUGGGCAUGGCAUGCCCGCGGGGCCGCCCGGCAAGCGCCCCAGGCAAGGUGACUACCCCCCUGACUUCGGCCCCCCAUUCAUGGCCGCACCGCCCCCAUUCUUCCCCCCUGGCGCGCCAGGAGACGGGUUCCUCGGCCCGCCACCGGCGUAUGGGCGUGAUACUGGCCGGCCUGCUGCAUGGGAUGACCCGACGCGGAGAGGCCCCGAGCCACCUGUGCCGGCAUAUGGGGGGCCGGGGAUUGCGGCCAAUGUGGACCCGCAGCUGCUGGCCAUGGUUGACAAGUUGGGAGGGCUGGAGGGCAUCAAGGCGUUGCUGGGUGCGUCGGCUGGCGGACAGAGCGGCCAGGGGAUGGCCGAGAACCCUUUGCUGACUCAGCUACGGCAGAUGCUGGGGCAGCAGCCGCCCCCGAGAAGCCGCGAGAAGGUCUUUUUGAUGCCGCUCGUGCAGCAGGAGAAGCCGUAUCUGUUCACACGGGGCAGAACCACGUCCGCAUCGCCGUUUGGGGGCCCGCCCGCGGUCAGCGAGACCAUGCCCACCCUCUUCCCUCCACCAGCCGUCCCUCCCGCCCCUGUGCAGGUGCCACCUGUGGCACCAACAACAGCACCAGUCAUGGCACCGACGGCAGUGGCACCACCCCCACAGCCGCCCCCUGCUGUCGCGCCCCCGCCGCCCAUCAGUGAGAGCCCCGAGCCCGGCGAUGUGUGUUGGCGGGGCAGCAUGGUCAGGAGCAACAAGAAGCGGGUGCCCGUGCAGGCGCGCUUCCUCCGCGGCCGAUUCCAGUCCGUGUUCAACAAAGGGUGCGAGCAGCUCAACAUCAGCCACCGGUCGUCAUGGGAGGACGUCGGCAAGCGGCACGUGAUUGGCGUGGUGUGUCUGGAGGCGACGAGCGAUAACGGCGGUGUGCCGACGGCCGCUGACUCGAAGGGUUUUUUCGAGUACAUUGAGUACUUCAAGAGCAAGGAGAGGGCGGGUGUGGCGCGGAUCGAGGAGGGCAACCAGUAUGUCUACAUCAUCCCGCCCGGUGUGGAGCUGUUCGUCCAGCACGGCCCGCCACCCAGGGGGUCGGCAGACCACACACUGCUGGCCCUUGUCAGCACUGACCCUGGUACGUACGGUGGAGUGGAUCCACCCACACACCAUCCAUGCCAUGUGACAUAUCUGACAUACGUGUCCUAUUUGGUUGUCCCUCCCUUCAGAUGGGGCCCAGCCUGCAGCAGCACCGACAGGAGCAGCCACUGCGCCGCUAGCGAAUGCGCCGUCAGGAGGUGCCAACACAGGUGGCGAGCACGGGAAGGAUCAGAACGGGACUGACCAGGAGGCGGCCUUGCGGGCGCUGCUGCAGCGACCCGAGGUGCUCAACCUUCUCAGCCAGAAGGACGGCAAGUGACUGACUCACUGAAUGGGCGGGCGGGAGUGGGGUGGGUGCCUUCCUCUCUUUCUGUCCUGCGGUUUUGUCUGUCGUGUCCUCUGUCUGGAGUGUGUGUUGGUGCCUGCCGUUGGAUUGAUCGCAUCAUGUGGUUGGUUGAGCUCGUAUCGUUCCCAUAUUACAUACAUUCAUAAACAUACAGAUCAUCUAUCUAAGGGGUGGGUGUGGAUGUGAGAGGGCAGGGGAGGGAGGGAGGGAGGUAAACGUGUUGUGUUCCUUUGCUGCUCUGUGACACGUUGCCGACGGCACGUGCGGUGGAUGGAUGGAUGGAUGGAUCCGGGGGUGGUUGGGGGCAAGUGAGGCGAGACAGACAGACACAGACAGACAGAGAUGGGCAGGCACAUGUGAAAGCUCUUCCCCGCCUCCUGGACGCACCCACCCCGCUUUCAUCAAGUGAGGCGAGACAGACAGACACAGACAGACAGAGAUGG
Molecule: messenger RNA, 3298 nt
Organism: Vitrella brassicaformis
Lineage: Eukaryota; Vitrellaceae
Source: the annotation of a GenBank genome assembly